GCGUCCAAGCCCAAGGGCUACGCCGUGAGCCUGCACUACUCUGCGCUCAGCUCGCUGGCGCGUGCCUGCCCCGAAGGCGCGCUCAGCCGUGUGGGCAGCAUGUUCCGCUCCAAGCGCAAGAAGCUACACAUCACCAGCGAGGACCCUACGUACACUGUGCUCUACCUGGGCAACGCCACCACCAUCCAGGCGCGCGGCGACGGCUGCACCGACCUGGCAGUGGGCAAGAUCUGGAGCAAGAGCGAGGCGGGCCGCCAGGGCACGAAGAUGAAGCUGACGGUGAGCGCUCAAGGGAUUCGCAUGGUGCACGCGGAGGAGCGCGCGCUCCGCCGCCCGGGCCACCUCUACCUGCUGCACCGCGUCACCUACUGCGUGGCUGACGCGCGGCUGCCCAAGGUCUUCGCCUGGGUGUACCGGCACGAGCUGAAGCACAAGGCGGUGAUGCUGCGCUGCCACGCUGUGCUAGUGUCCAAGCCGGAGAAGGCGCAGGCCAUGGCCCUGCUGCUGUACCAGACGUCGGCCAACGCGCUGGCGGAGUUUAAGCGCCUCAAGCGGCGGGACGACGCGCGCCACCAGCAGCAGGAGCUGGUGGGGGCGCACACGAUUCCCCUGGUGCCACUGCGCAAGCUGCUGCUGCACGGACCCUGCUGCUACAAGCCGCCGGUGGAGCGCAGCCGCAGCGCACCCAAGCUGGGCUCCAUCACUGAGGACCUGCUCGGGGAGCAGCAGGAGCAGGAGGACGGGGAGGAGGAGCCCCUGGAGGCCUGCCUGGAGGAGGAGGACGAAGAGGAGGACGAUGCGGGGGACCGCACGUCGCAGCUGGACCCAGACCAGGAGGGGUCCGAGGGGCCGGGCGCGCUGGUGGCAGCCAUGCGCGCGGAGUGCGGCGACUUGUUGGACACGGUGCAGAAUGGCCGCGAGGAGGCGCUGGGCGCCGGGGCCGGGACGUCGAUUCCACUGCCGGGGGAGGGUGCCUCCUCCGACCUGAAGGCCCAGCUGUCGCAGCUGAUUAGCGACCUGGGCGAACUCAGCUUCGGCAACGACGUGCGCGCCCUGCAGGCGGACUUGCGUGUGACGCGCCUGCUGUCGGGCGAGAGCACGGGCAGCGAGAGCUCCAUCGAGGGCGGGGGCCCCGACGCCCCCUCUGCCACCGCCGAGAGCCCGGUUGGCUCUACCGACGGCGGUGCCAGCCCCAGCCCCGACGCGCCCCUCUCGGACUGAGCACUUGGCAUGGACUAUGCUGUGCGCCCCUGGUACCCGACAGCGACUCCCCAAACGUGGUCACAGCAACCUCCCUCUCCCCUUCCCGCCCAAGGAAAGGGGAAACGGGGCGCCCCGCCCUCGAGGGCGCCUAGGGCUGGGGUUCCAGUGGCUGCUUCCUUCCCGACCUGGGGCGCCCCAACACUUCUGGCUGCUCCGUUUGAGGUGGCUCAGGUUGCUCUUCGGCAUGUGGGGAAAUGCAAGAGGAAAACUCCAAAGGAGAGGGAAACCCUCUGGGGUGGGGGUGAGGAGAGUCCUCCGAGCAACUGGGAAAGUCCGGCCGGCAGCCAGCUUCCUGUUUGUGAGGCAGCUGGGCCAGCGGGGAGGUUUAACUUCCUGCGACCCCCUCCCUGGGAGCCAUCUUGCGCUGUCAUUGAUGUGUCCUUUAAAAAAAAAUCGCUGUCACAACAUCAAGGCUUUAAUCCCAUCCCGAAUCCCCAGUUCUUUUUGGUGCAAGAGCUUGGGCUGUUUACCUCCGACUCAAGACUCUUGAAAAAAUUGCCAAAUUCCUCAGAUAAUUGUUUGGCGGUGGGUUAUGAAAGAAAGUUGCAUUUUGUUUACAGUUAGACAUCUAAUAUCUUCAAAAAAGGAGUUUUCAUUUAGAAACACACACCUUCCUCCUUCCCCAAAGACCUCACUCCGUGAUGCUGUGUAAAAUAUUUUUGCACUGUUAUGAAGUAUUUUCGACUUUUUUGGUGUACAUAACUGUGUUCUCAGAGCUGAAUGUUUAUAUCUCUUUUGCUGUGCAAAAGAAACAUGUAAAAUGUUGUUCAGUUGUAUAUAUGGAAAUGUGGAUAAAACAUUUUGUUAUUUUUUGAGUAGCGGGGUUCUGGUUCUCUUGCACGCCGUGGGGGCCACAAUAAAGAGGAGACUGUCACACGGCAGGUGAGUGUCUGCAGCUGCCGCCU
Messenger RNA from Fukomys damarensis (Damara mole-rat), 2168 nucleotides. RefSeq names its product family with sequence similarity 43 member A (gene Fam43a). The transcript has a single exon. The annotation marks the transcript as partial. The record is from RefSeq and is a predicted model, not a curated record. NCBI's taxonomy places the organism in Eukaryota, Metazoa, Chordata, Mammalia, Rodentia, Bathyergidae.